Molecule: messenger RNA, 1100 nt
Organism: Daldinia loculata
Lineage: Eukaryota; Fungi; Ascomycota; Sordariomycetes; Xylariales; Hypoxylaceae
Exons: 3
Coding region: 169-687 (172 amino acids)
Cellular component (GO): mitochondrion; membrane; cytoplasm
Source: RefSeq, a predicted model, not a curated record
CUAACGAGAAAAACCGGUACUUUGGGGCUUGCGGGUUUACGUAUAAGAUUUUUAAGUUUAGGGGUCCAGCCAGUCCACAAAUUAAAAACUUGCAACAAACCACCACUUCAAACCUCCAAUUCCAUAUCGGCCCUUUCAAUAACGGCACCAUAACCCAAUAACCCAACCAUGCUUCGCUGGUACCAACGAAAGCUCGCCUCGCGGCCGUUAUUGACGCAGAGCGUCACUACCGCUGUGCUAUUCGCCGUCGGCGAUAUCACAGCGCAGCAGGCCGUCGAGAAGAAGGGUCUUGAGAAGCACGAGCUUGCUCGAACUGGUCGCAUGUUCCUCUACGGUGGCGCCAUCUUCGGCCCCGCAGCCACGACCUGGUACGGGAUCCUGCAGCGCUCGAUCCAGCUGCGCAACAAGAAGGCCGAGAUGGUCGCGCGCGUAGCCGCCGACCAGCUGAUAUUCGCGCCGACCUUCAUCGGGAUAUUCCUGUCGAGCAUGGCGGUCAUGGAGGGCGGGUCCCCUAAGGAGAAGCUGGCCAAGAGCUACGCGCCUGCGCUCCAGACAAACUACCUCAUCUGGCCGUUCGUCCAGAUGGCUAACUUCACCUUCGUGCCCCUCGAGCACCGCGUCCUCGUCGUCAAUCUCGUCAGCAUCGGCUGGAACUGCUACCUUAGCAUGAUCAACAGCCAGAAAUGAGCGAGCUUGCGACCGGUUCGUUGGCUUUCCUUUGGCUCGGGGGGGAGCUUUGAACUUGGGAUUGUUGGCGGUAACGAGGGACGUAAUGGUAGGAGUGCCGUAGGACUAUGUAGCUUUGGAGCCGAGGGCUUGUGAUGUCUCUUGGGAUUUAAAAGGGACCGGGGAAACUACGGUGAUAGACUGGGCGUUUGUGGUCGGGCAUUCGUACUGCCGGUCUAUAUUAUAGUCUCCUGCAUGUUGUUGUCGUUGGUAGACUUCUUUUUCAAGCAUUGGAUCUACGGCAUAGCUAUAGCAUAGAAUGGUGUUGGCCUAGAGCAGGGGUUUGUUCCUAUCCGGCAACUUUUACGUGGAACCGGUUUCUGUUCUGAUUGGAGGACAAUACUUGAAGAAAAUUGGAAUUGAAAGAUAUAAUA